AUGACCCGCCUCAGCCUGAAGAAAGCGUCGAGACCUGGUUCAGAACCGGGACGAAAUCGCAUUUGGAUGAUCAUGCUGGCAAUUUGUGCUGGUGGGGCUCUGGUAUCGAUGGACUCGGUGAUCAUCGGUGUCGCUCUUCCUUUCGUCUCGGACAGCUUUGCGAUGUCAGCGACGGAAUAUGCAUGGGUCGGUUCGUCAUAUCUGCUGGGAUGCGCAUGCCUAAUGCCUGUGUGGGAGCCUGUGUCGGAGGUCUUGGGAAAAAAGAGCGUCAUGCUUGCUGGUCUGGGCCUCUUUCUCGUUGGCAGUCUAAUCUCGGCGUGCGCCCGCAACUCCAUGAUCCUCAUCAUGGGCCGUGCAAUACAGGGCAUCGGUGAAGGUGCGUUCACGGUGGUGACCAACGUCAGCAUGGCAGAUCUGUUCACCAUUCGCGAGCGAGGCCUCUACAUUGCCAUGUACUCGGGCGUCAGCUGCAUGGGAGCUGCCUUUGGGCCGCUCCUCGGCGGGGUGCUCACGAAGUAUGCCAACUGGCGCUGGUGUUUCUGGAUCAACCUUCCCGUGUGUGCGGUUGCACUCGUAUUGCUCAUAGUGGGCUAUCAAGGAGCUGGAAGUGGCUCGGACUGGUCGAAGCUGCGCACAGUGGACUGGCUCGGGAUGCUGCUGAUCACUGGCGGUACACUCCUCUUGCUGCUCGGGCUCCAGUCCGGUGGCUCCACCACAUGGCAAUCGGCAAGGACAUUGACGCUCUUGCUCGGCGGUAUUGCGGCUCUGGCGACAUUUGCUGUUGAGCAGACCCAGGUCCGCCAUCCCAUCGUCCCACUCGCACUGUUUCGUGCGCGGUCCAGCGCGGCGUGCCUCGGCGUGUGUGCCUCGCACGGCGUCACGUACAUUGGUUGCAUAUUCUACCUUCCCGUUUAUCUGUCCCUGGUGCUCGACUUGGAUGCCUUUGCCGUGGGAUGCUGGACACUAGUUAUCGCGGUGCCGACAAUUGUUGCUGGCAUCUGCGCCGCUCUCGUCAUCCAGCGAACGCAGCGCGUCCGUACUCUCAUCAUCGUGGCCGCAGCAGCACUUGCGCUCGGAACAGGCUUGUUCAUUGGCCUGGCAGUCAAGAUCAGCGUGUGGCGGCUGGUGGUAUCGCAGCUGAGUGCGGCCAUGGGCAUUUCGCCUCUGUUCCAGGCACCGUUAAUGGGCUUGCAAACGUCCAUAUCGCACGCAGAUAUCCCGCGUGCCUAUGGAUUCUAUGUCUUCCUCCGCACCUUGAGCUCGGCGAUCAGUCUGACGCUCGGACAAGUCGUCCUACAGAGCGCUCUGGAGGCGCGGACUCGGGCGCUGGUGGCACAAGGCGUCCCCACUGAGACGGCACACAGCUUGAGCCAUGACGUGACGAUAAUUCUGAGCUUCUCCGGGUCUGCGGAGCAGGUUCACGCCCUCCGAACUUCGAUGGCCCGCAGCCUCGACCGCGUGUGGAUGAUGUAUACUGCAUUCGCCAUUUUGGGCGUGGUCGGCAGCGUAUGCAUCUCAAACAAUCCACUUGUGGAGGAUGAAGACCCGCAGUGUGAUGCACACUCACCCGAGACUGAGCUGCGGGUGUUAUGA
Messenger RNA from Cercospora beticola, 1593 nucleotides. RefSeq lists its product as uncharacterized. Gene Ontology annotation, molecular function: transmembrane transporter activity. Gene Ontology annotation, cellular component: plasma membrane. The record is from RefSeq and is a predicted model, not a curated record. Gene Ontology annotation, biological process: transmembrane transport. Lineage: Eukaryota; Fungi; Ascomycota; Dothideomycetes; Mycosphaerellales; Mycosphaerellaceae.